AUGGAGAAUCUUCCUCUUUCGUCUCCGUCUUCCGUCCUCACUCCAGGCAGCGACAUCAAGCCAAUCAUCGACAGAUACUCGGCCAAGGGUCUCCUCCACAAUACUGACAUCGAUCCAACCGAUCCCGCUCUCACAAGUCUCACCCAGGUGUUGCGCGAUGGAGGAACCCUCGAUCAAGCCGGUUGGAGUGCGAGGUCACUCUGGCUAACUUCCAUUUCACUGCCAGAGCUUGGUGCAUUCGACGGACACAAGGCCUAUCUACUAGCUGGUGGAGAAUACCAAGGGCCGUUGAAGGAGGACUUGGAGGAAGAACCCAACGACGACAAGUCCCAAGCCAUCUUCGCUGUUUCCCAUGGUCUUAUGUAUGCCGGCUGUUAUGCUGAGGCUUACCUGAUGAUCUCGCUGAAAACCAACUUCCUCGAGGCGCACGGCGAUCAGGAGAAGCAAAAGCUGAUCGAUCUGAAACUAGCCGCAGGGGACGCCUUCGAACAAGCCAUCAAGCAGCACAGCCAACAGUAUGCGCAAGCGACCAAACAGGGAAUACAGCAACACUUCGCGUUGGACGAUGAAUUGCAUAAUUUCAUGCUUAUACCGGCCAUUCGCGACGGGAGAGUUCGUGUCACCAAGUAUCCUCUGAUACCAGAGGAGCUCUACGGUCUUCAAGCAUCUGCAUUCGGUCGACUCAACUUCGAACUCAAGAUCCUCUGCAAAGUGCCCGGGUCCUGUGUCAUUCAGAAGAGAGCGCCUCCGUCCAAGGAAGGCAGCUCGACCGAAGGACCUGGCUCCCAAGCAGGCUAUGGUAUCCAUGUCACUAGAGACAUCCCACGAGGCGCACUUCUCUUCAGCGAACGUACCGAACUCUACUCGCCCACGCAUUCAGAUGACCUGAGGCCAUGCAAAAACUGCGUUCUCGAUGUCCCCGAAAACCGCCAGGCAGACGGCACGUACGAGUACACGACGUCUUUCUGCAGCAACAGUUGUGCGAGGAAGUUUGCACGGUUCGUUCACGUCCCGGAGCAGCUCUUUCGCAACGUUCUCCAAGACACAGUCCAAUGGGUCAAUCAGAAUCCGGGGCGGCACCCGCUGACUGCGCCUGGCAUCGCUACACUCAAUGCCGACUACGGUGGUGCGAUGUACGUCUCCUACGAUCGGCACAUCGCAGCUGCCAUUGACGAGCUUCAGCGCGGGGAUAUUGACGUCUAUUCUGGAGCUGCCUGGGAUGGUUGUGUGGUGAUGGAAAUUCUGGCGCGUGUCCAGAAUAACUCACGAGCCUUCGAUGUUGAUGAGGAGGUCUGUUUCGUUGCGCUAACCCGUCUCUUCUCACUCAUCAACGAUGGGCCGGCGAACGUCACAUUCACCUGGAGAACAGAUGGUGCGGCUGCGACGGUGGAGGUCACUGCCAACCGUGAUCUGAGGAAUGGAGAGGAGUUGUUGAUCGGUCCUGUCUAG
Messenger RNA from Cladophialophora carrionii CBS 160.54, 1449 nucleotides. RefSeq lists its product as uncharacterized. Gene Ontology annotation, molecular function: protein binding. The coding region runs from base 1 to 1449 and encodes 482 amino acids. The record is from RefSeq and is a predicted model, not a curated record. NCBI's taxonomy places the organism in Eukaryota, Fungi, Ascomycota, Eurotiomycetes, Chaetothyriales, Herpotrichiellaceae. The transcript is spliced from 2 exons.